UGUAUAGGCAGACCUGUGUAGGUAGACGUGUGUGAUUGUCCUGAAGACGCAACAAUCAAGUGCUCGGUAGCAGCUGUGCACACAAAAAGGGUGUCUGUCUUUAGGUAGGAGUGUCGGCCACAAGUUUUUGUAGACAAACAGCUUUCGGUGUUUACUGUUUGCGUCUUCAGUAAAGAGAAGACAGUUCCGAGUGUGUGGUCGCGAUGGCGGGCGUGUGUCACGGCAUGUGUGUGCUGCUGUGGCUGAGUGUGUGUGUGAGGGGAGCCGAGGUCAAAUUCGAAGAGGACGAGAGCGGCGUCAUCAAACUCAACAAGGAAAACUUUGAUGAGGCGCUCAGACGACACACACCCCUGCUCGUACACUUCUAUGCUCCCCUCUCCGGUGAGUCUCUGGGUUCCAUGAUGGAAUUCUCAAAGGCGGCUGCGGAGCUGCGUGACGCGGGUGGUGAUGAUGACAACACCAAACUGGGCGGAGUUGACGUCUCCAAGGAGAAAGAAUUGGCCAAUCAGCUGAAUGUCACAGCCGUCCCCGUCCACCGCCUAUUCCUCCGCAACACACAGACACCUGUAAUCUGCCCUGUUCUGAGGGAUGCAGAUGCUAUCUUGACGUGGCUGAAGAGGAGGGAGGGGCCAAGUGCCGAUGUCAUCGACAGCCUGAGCCAAUUAGAACGCUUCACCAAGUCACAUGACCUCGCAGUGCUGGGACUCUAUAAGGAUCUGAAACAGGGUUCGGUCAAGGUGUUCUACUCGGCGGCAGCAGACGUUCCUGAUCUUCCCUUCGCAGUCACACACACCAAAGAACUCUUCACACACGUUGACACACACACAGACUCGCUGGUCAUACUCAGGGAGGGUCAGCUGGAUGGUAAGCUGGAGAUCAGCAGUGGCAUCAGUAAGGAUGAGAUGAUCGACUUCAUCAGAAUACACGAGUUUGACCUGGUCACCGAGUACAACGGAAAGACUGCUCCACAAAUCCUGAAUUCUGUGCAGAAGAACCACCUUGUUCUCUUCAUCAAUAAGACAACUGAGAGCUUCACACACACACUCAACGAGUUUCACAACACAGCAGCGCGAUACAGGGGACAGGUGCUGUGUAUACUGAUUGACACCGAUGAGCCACGUAAUGGCCGAGUUCUGGAAUUCUUCCGUGUGCGUUAUGAAGACGCCCCAUUGGUUAGGAUGGUCAACCUAUCAGACGCCUCGCAAUACCAGCUACAGUCAAACACACUACACACACACACACUCACACACUUCAUCGACGAAUAUCUACAGGGCAAAGCCAAGCGUCGUCUUCAGAGUGAACCUGUCCCUGAGGGUUGGGAUGCGCAGCCGGUUAAGGAGCUUGUUGGCUUGAACUUUGACCCUGUUGCCUUCAACGACAAAAACAACGUCCUGGUACUGUUCUAUGCCCCGUGGAGCGAAGAGAGCCGCGCCCUGUUCCCGCUGUGGGAGGAGCUAGCACGGCGCUACCGUAACCAUGACAACGUAGUGAUAGCGCGUAUUGACGUGACAGCUAAUGAUGUCAACCUGCUGAUGAUGGAACGACACCCGACUAUAAAGCUGUUCCCAGCCCUAUACGCGCAGCGGGUGAUUCCGUAUGACGGUGAGCGGAAUGCUGAUGCCUUGGUGGAAUUCAUGACCACAGAGAUGAAGAAAGCAAAGAAGGAGAAAGCCAAGGAGGAGAAGGAGAGAAGGAAGUACAUUGAGAAGGUGAAGGCAGCUGAAGCAGCAGACAAGAAGAAGGAAGAACUAUAACACACACACACACGCACACACACGCACAGACAUGCAGACAUCACACACACACUUCACUCCCAUAUUAGGAGUAAUA
Molecule: messenger RNA, 1830 nt
Organism: Engraulis encrasicolus (European anchovy)
Lineage: Eukaryota; Metazoa; Chordata; Actinopteri; Clupeiformes; Engraulidae
Exons: 12
Coding region: 204-1754 (516 amino acids)
Biological process (GO): protein folding; response to endoplasmic reticulum stress
Cellular component (GO): endoplasmic reticulum
Source: RefSeq, a predicted model, not a curated record